GACUAUCUACAAAUCUGAAUCUAUUUGCUCAGAUAAUAGUGAAAAAAUCGAAGAUCGGCAAUUCACAAAUGAUGCAAAUUAUGAAGUUUCUUAUCUAGUUUAUAAUACUAUGAAAAAUAUUAUAAAUUCAUCAGAACGAACAUCUUUUUUCAUUGAGAAGAUCUUAAAACUUAGAGAAAAUUUGAAAUAUUCCCUUAUCAUUGAAACUUCAUAUAAAUCCCAAAUUUCUUGUUCUAAUUAUAAACUAAGAAAUAAUAAAAUAGACCAAAAUAUAUACUCUACGUUAUUUUACUGUCGAUCAAAUAGAAUGAUUAAUGAUAACUUUUCUCAAUCUCACAAUUUUGAAGUUAUCAAAAUAACAGAAAAUUUGCCCUCUCUUCAUAAUAAUCAAUUUUAUAAAGUGCCAUCUCCUGAGAAUCUUAUUAUAG
Messenger RNA from Racocetra persica, 428 nucleotides. The record is from the annotation of a GenBank genome assembly. Lineage: Eukaryota; Fungi; Glomeromycota; Glomeromycetes; Diversisporales; Gigasporaceae.